Molecule: messenger RNA, 2824 nt
Organism: Colletotrichum scovillei
Lineage: Eukaryota; Fungi; Ascomycota; Sordariomycetes; Glomerellales; Glomerellaceae
Exons: 1
Coding region: 989-2599 (536 amino acids)
Source: RefSeq, a predicted model, not a curated record
UCCUUCUUCGCCUCGUCUGAGUUUUAGUGUCGACUUUUGAUUCAGGGACUGGCGGCGGAUACGCAUACAUCCAGGCCGGUAUCCGUACUCCGUACAAUUAUUGUGCUGUCGGUGUGCCUUCCCUUCAUCGCGUCUUCUUUUCUUUUUACCAUCUGCAUCGAUCGACGUUGGUCUUGAUUCCAGUACGGAGUAUCAGUACCUAGGUAAAGACGAACGAUUACUACCUUAUACACGACAUCUUCAGACUCUCGGUACAUAUUACCUUGGUACCUUACUUUCCCUUGCGUUCUUCCAAAGGAGCGCAUGACAAUCCCGACGUCACCCUGAGCGCCGUCACUUUUUCUCAGGGUCUAGACCAACCAACCGACACACGCUCGACGUCCAAUCAAGACACUCAUCAUCAACGGCUGUUGCCGGCACUCGAAGCUCUCCCCAACGCCAGGACCGAGCUUGUUGGUUGCCCAUAGCUGUUCCUUGCUACUUUCCAGGUCACUCAACCUAUUUCGCCCCAGGGACCCCCCAAAAAACAACUUGACCGCGCCGCUCGUCUCCAGCCCGACCACAGCCGCUUGCCGACACAUCAACACAUAGGUAGGCCGAGUAAGCACGCGCGCAUUGUCAACACGGGAAUCCUUCUUCGCUUCAUCUUCGAGCGAUUCCUUCCUCCGUCUGACAGCGCUCGCCUGCUGCCAGCCAUCGCACGGCCUGUUGCACGACGAACAACCAACGAGCCAGCGCACCACGACUCGUCUUCUACAGCCCACCCGACACCCGAGACUCAGGCCUGGGAUUUAGCUUCCGGAUCGAUCAUGAGCUUUCGUUCAGGCUUUGCGACAUUGUGAAUCACCACACAAACACCACAACAGUCACCGCUUCCGCCCGACCCCUUGCCGGUGUUGCCGCAACUCCUUUCCCUGCCUCACCCGUGAGCCCUUCGACAUCCCUUGUUCCGUCGCCCUGACCUCCGACGCCUGCACCGACCUGCACCAUGGCCUUCACAUCCCAGUACCGAAUGCCCGGUACCUACUUUGACGCACAACCCGCCGGAGUUCACCCUGGCGUCUUCCGACCACCCACUUCCCCCUCCGCCGGUUCUUCCUACUGUUUCGCCAGAGCAAACAGCUUCCACGCCGAAGCAAAUACACCUUCAGCUCAGGCAAAAAGAAAACGGCGCAACAAUGUCUCCCGCGAAGCUACUCCGCUGAAUGAAUGGAACGAUGGCAACAUGAAUCUAGACAGCUCGAGCGAACUCCCUAGACACGAGACACCUCUACCGAUCCGAGGAGCCCGAUACACCCUGGCUGGCCAGCUCGAGACACCUGGUGCCGGCAUCAACACGCCUUACGACAACGGUAACUUGGAUGAGAGCAUGUACUCAGACGGCGAUUAUCGAAGAGCCUUGGGAUCAAAACGACCGCACGAAGAGAUGGAAUCGCCUAUUCCAGGCCAGCCGACUGUACUGGUCCAGCCUAGCCACCCAGUCGCCGGCGGCUGGAGCCGCUUUGCGUUCAACACUAUUGGUGGGGUCGUAGGCAAAGUCUGGGAAUUCUGCAAGGCUGGGGCCUUCAUUGGCUUCUCUGCUGGGGGUGGCAAGGCUUACACCAUUGAUGGCCAGAGCAUCCGUCCCUCUUCAGCUGCUAACUCGGCUUUGCCUGCGCCUCAGCCAGAGCCGUCCGAGAAGUUCAACGAAAAAUACGAAUGGAGACAACAGCAAAGUCCCCAAAACUUGGAUACGCCCGUUGGAGAUACCACACCGCCCGGAGGAUUCCCUCAGCCCCUCUUCACAUCGUAUGCCCGAGAGCCAGACCAAGCCCUGAACCCCGAACCCAAGGUUGAGGUUGAGGUCGAGGUCGAGGCCACACCUUCGCGACCCGCCGUAAAACGCCGACAGACGAGUGCAGGGAAUCAUGACGAGCUGCGAAACUGGGUUGUGGUGGACGAGUCAGCGCCAGGCAAUAGGCCAGUUUCGAGGGCAUCGAUGCGACCAGCAUCCCGCAACAUGCGCCCUUCCCUAGUCACAGGCCGGAGGAUUAGUGUUCCCAAGCCUCGUCUCAGCUCGAUCCCGAUCCACAACCGCCGCCAGUCUACGGCCAGCCACGAAUACAAUGCUCCGGACACCGCACCACUGUCAUAUCAGGAACCAGCAAGCUUCGCUAGUGUGAGAUCUCCGGAGCCGCCGAGGACCUUGACCGGGCCCUCGCCGAGCCGAAUCCCACUGCCAAUGCAGUCUGCCGGCUCGAGCCCGAACCCGUUCGCGAAGACGACCGUCUCAGCCCGGCGUCAGAGUGCCAUUCCGUCGCCAGCACAAUCUUUAAUGAGCCCACCUGUACGCUCGCAUCGCCGCUCCAAUAGCAGUGCUUCAGCAGCGUCACCUCGUGGUAAACUCAAGGAGUUCGGAGUGGACUCUAUCCGCGCGAGCCCUCGGCUCGACGUAGAAGCCAAGAAGUUGGCAGCCAGACGAAUCAAAGAUGAACAUGACACCGAUGCGCGAAUUAAUGAUUUCAACCAGAGGCUCAAGGAGAUGAUUCGCCAAGGCAGGGAGGCUCUUGGCACCAAGGUCGAGGUGGAUGACGACGGCUGCGGCUGGGAGGAUGACUGAAGGAGAGUACUUUCAUGUUCAUGGAGGGCGUUUUGCUAGGUUCUUUACACACAUCUGGGCAGGUCUGCUUUUUGGCGGGGAGUUGAAAGGAUGAUUUCGUCGCGUGAUACCAUCCACCAUACAUGCGGCAUUCUUGACAGGACCCCAACAUUGCCUCGGGUCUAGAUUUGCAAAGGUAGUUUCCAGCUCGAGAUCUUCGGGCUUAGUAAUCCCAAGGGUCUAUUU